This is a messenger RNA of Morone saxatilis (striped sea-bass), 2927 nucleotides long. It is a transcript of the gene slc29a4, whose product is annotated as solute carrier family 29 member 4. The record is from RefSeq and is a predicted model, not a curated record. NCBI's taxonomy places the organism in Eukaryota, Metazoa, Chordata, Actinopteri, Moronidae. The transcript is spliced from 10 exons. Gene Ontology annotation, biological process: nucleoside transmembrane transport. Gene Ontology annotation, cellular component: plasma membrane. Bases 153 to 1790 code for a protein of 545 amino acids. Gene Ontology annotation, molecular function: nucleoside transmembrane transporter activity; monoamine transmembrane transporter activity.
UCCAUCAUCUGAAGGUCUCCUGCCUCUCUUACAGUGCUUGUUGUGGUGAUUGUGAUUAACAUGCACGCUCCCAAGAGUGUGUAGUUUGAAGUGUCAAAAGUAGUGUUUAUUGUGUGUGUGUGUGUGCGUGUGUGUAUACUUAAAGCACAGAGAUGGGCUCAGUGGGCGCGGAGCGCCGCAGGCCCACGCCCGUCCUGACGCCCGAGGAGAGGGAUGUAUGGAGGGAUGGAGGAAGAGGUGGAUGGAGGGAUGUGGGGAGGGAGGGAUUGAGAGAGGGAAGAGAGAGCGGGGUGGUGCAGAGCUACAGCUUCGACUCGUUCCAGCUGGAGGAGGAGGAGAUCAGUAAAGACGCCCCAGAGCGAGGAGUGCUGGCUCUGUCCGAGCCCGACUUUGAGGAGCCGAUCCCUGACGACCGUUACCAUGGCAUCUACUUUGCAAUGCUAUUGGCUGGAGUGGGUUUCCUGCUUCCCUACAACAGUUUCAUUACUGAUGUGGACUACCUGCACCAUAAGUUUAAAGGGACGUCUAUAGUGUUCGACAUGAGCCUGACGUACAUCCUGGUGGCUCUGUUGGCCGUCAUCCUCAACAAUGUGCUGGUGGAGAGACUCAGCAUGCACACCAGAAUCACUGUGGGUUACAUCUUAGCUCUCGGGCCGCUGGUCUUUGUCAGUGUGUUUGAUGUGUGGCUGGCGAAGUUCACCACCAGGCAGGCUUACAUCGUCAACCUCGUGUCAGUGGGAGUGGUGGCCUUCGGGUGUACAGUGCAGCAGUCCAGUUUCUAUGGUUACAUGGGGAUGCUGCCCAAGAGGUACACACAGGGGGUGAUGACUGGAGAGAGUACAGCAGGGGUGAUCAUCUCCCUGUCUCGCAUCUUCACCAAGCUGCUGAUCACCGACGAGAGGAGGAACACGCUCAUCUUCUUCCUCAUCUCCAUCAGCAUGGAGAUGCUCUGCUUCCUGCUUCACCUGCUGGUGCGCCGCUCCCGAUUUGUCCGCUACUACACCAGCCACUCGCAGGGCAAAGGUCCGGGCAGAUGUCACGACCCGCGCGACAACGGGACUGGAUACCGGGUUCACCAUGAUGUCACCGCAGAGGAAGGAAAUGGUGGGACCGGACCGUCCUCUGCAGAGGAAGGUGUUGAGGACAAUGUGGGUGGGACGUAUGUGCGAUUUGACGCCCCGAAAGCCAGGAUAAGGAAGAGCUGGCCCGGCGUCCGAGACAUGAUCUUGCAUCGUUACGUGGUGUCCCGUGUGAUCUGGGCCUACAUGCUGUCCAUAGCAGUCACCUACAGCAUCACUCUGUGUCUGUUCCCCGGGCUGGAGUCAGAGAUACGAAACGCCACCUUAGGCGAAUGGCUUCCCAUCCUCAUCAUGGCCACAUUCAACAUGUCAGACUUUGUUGGCAAGAUCCUGGCUGCGCUGCCGUACGACUGGUCUGGAGGCCGUCUGCUCUUCUUCUCCUGUCUGAGGGUGGUCUUCAUCCCUCUCUUUGUCAUGUGCGUCUACCCGGCCAGGGCCCCCACCCUGUCCCACCCUGCCUGGCCCUGUCUCUUCUCCCUCCUCAUGGGAGUCACCAACGGGUACUUCGGGUCGGUGCCGAUGAUCCAGGCUGCUGGCAAAGUACCGCCCGAACAGAGGGAGCUGGCGGGCAACACCAUGACUGUCUCCUACAUGACAGGCUUGAUGGUGGGCUCAGUUGUGGCUUACGCAGCUUACAGCUUCACAGCCGACAUACACUGCACUCCGUCCACACUCAGCAUACACCCACUCGCCAACGCUACUGGGUAUUGAAUGUCCACACACAACAAAACACACACAAACACGCAUACAGUACAUCUACACACACAUGCAGCCUUUUACACACAAGAUUCUGGUCAGGAGAAGCAGCACAGACUGAUGGAUUCCAGUCCAGCUGCAGAGGACGAGAAGACAUCUGUAAAGAACUCUUUAAAGGUUCAUGUUUAUACUCUGAGAUUUCAUUGGUUAAAGAAAGGGGAAUAAGAAAUUUAAAAAAAAUGGGAUUUAGUAGUGGAGGAAAUGAUGUUAAACAGUAAAAACGUAGCAGAUUUCUCCACUCUCUCGUUCUCCAGCCUGGUGGUCUAGUGACCUUCAAACGUCUCGACUGCUGUGAUGAACUUUUCCCUGGAGGUAAAGAACGGGAGCUCAGCUGGGCCAACAGAAGCCCUUUGAGUGUCUCACAGUGAAAUUAUUGUCUGCAUGUGUGUGCGAACAGAGCGGCUGGCAUUUGUACAGUAUAAAGUCAAGUGAUGUUUUGCUGCAGAGAGCGAGGGAAACCUUGUGUCAUAGGUCACAUAUGUAACUGUUGAUGUCCAGAAUAGCGAUGUGAUGUCAGUGCAGAGUUUUCUGGACCAGUUAUUUCAGCUGUUUCCUUGUAAUAAUCUUCAGUGAGAUCCAUCCAUGGGAAUUUGAUUCGUGUAAUGUUAUUGAAAUCCUCUGACCACGCCGUUAAAAACUACAACUUAAGAGGAAGCCCAACUUAAUUCACAUUAAAACAGAAGUUAGCACGUUUUUAGCUCCUGUGAUGUACAAGGGAAUAUGUGAAUAUAUAUGUGUAAGAGGGAUUUAAAUAAUUGAAAAUGCCAACCUGACCCACCGUAAUUGCUCUGCUAGCGUCCCCGACCCACAUGCUAAUGGUCAAGUGUGGUUUUACCUAAACCCCAAUCCAAUUUGAUUGGAUAAAUGUGUGUAUAGGGUAACAACUCUAAUGUUAUACAGGACGAGAAAGGAGGGGGAAUUUGAUAUAAUAACGCUGUUAAUGAUCUCUUGACAUGUAUUUAGCUUAUAAGAAGUGACUGCGAGACAGAAUUGGAACUUGGAAAAUGUAUUUUUUGUUUUACCGUGCCUUAAAAGGAAUUAGUUUUUCAUUAAUUACAUACACGCGUCAUACAACUUACAAGAUACUGUGAA